AUGAUGGAAAAAUUGACCAAAGCUCAAAAGGAUGCAAUAGCUGAAUUGACCCAUCUACUGACAGGAGGAGUAGAUAAAGGAAAGGGCCCUAUGGCUAAUCCUGGAGAAAGUAGUGAGGAUCCGUUAUAUCCUCCGGGUUUCACUCUACCAAAUGCACAAACCCAAGCUGAACUAUACUCAAGGAGACCGUCUGUUACAAUUAGGCCGCAACAAUUGCAAAUUGGUGCCACGAUCCCCAUGGUUUUCCAAGGAGGAUUAAGUUUAAACCCGAGAGAUAACCUAAUUAAUCCCAUCAUUCCUAAUUUUGAUGAAGCAGUUGAAGAAGGAAAGGCGAACGCGGAAUUGCCAAAACAAUGGGAAGAUAGGUAUAAAUGGUUGGAGGAAAAAUUCAAAGCCUUAGAAAGCGCUGAUAGUAAUCAGGGAAUCGACGCUAAAGAUCUAAGCUUAGUCCCAGAUUUAGUACUUCCUCCCAAAUUCAAGAUGCCUGAAUUUGAAAAAUACAAUGGAACUAGCUGCCUUGAAGCCCACAUCACUAUGUUCUGUAGAAGGAUGACUGGCUACGUUAAUAACGAUCUACUGUUAAUACACUGUUUCCAAGAUAGUUUGUACAGCCAUGUAACGGAUAUGACCCCUGAUAGAAUUGUAUUACAAAACAUAGAGAAGAAACCAAGUGAGAGUUUCAGGCAGUAUGCACAAAGAUGGAGGGAAGUUGCUAUCCAAGUCCAACCGCCACUCUUAGAGAGAGAAACUACGAUGCUCUUUAUCAAUACCUUAAAAGCCCCAUUCAUCACGCUCAUGCUGGGAAGUGCAACAAAAAGCUUCUCAGAUAUAGUAAUGAAUGGGGAAAUGAUUGAGAAUUCCAUAAGAAACGGGAAAAUAGAAGCAGGAGAGAGUAACAAAAGGUCAGCCUCGAGAAGAAAGGAAAAUAAAGUAAACAACGUGAAUACGUACAACAAGUCAAUUACGGUGAACCAGCCAAGGAAUGUGGUUGCUAGUCAGCAAGGUUCAGCAAGACAAGAAUCUGGUAUGAGACAAGGUACUGAGAAGCCCCAGUUCACACCAAUUCCGAUGUCAUACAAGAAGCUGUAUCAAAAUUUGUUGAACGCACACGUUGUUUCUCCCCAUUACUUGACCCCUUUACAACCCCCGUAUCCCAAAUGGUAUGAUGCGAGCGCACAAUGUGAUUACUAUGCGGGAAUUACAGGGCACUCAAUAGAAAAUUGUACUACCUUCAAGAAGCUAGUCAAAAGACUUAUUAGCAUGGGUGUUUUCAAGCUUGAUGACUCACCUAGCACAGAAAAUCCGCUAUCUAAUCAUACCGAUAAGGGAGUGAAUAUGACGAGCAAAAGUAGGGGAGAAGAAGUCAAGAACGACAUUGUUGAAGUAAAAACUCCAUUGAAAUGGGUCUGGAGAGAGAUGGCGAAGAGAGGGCUAGUUAUUUCAGAUUUUGAAGAAAGGUAUGAGACCGAAAACUAUUGUGAAUUCCACCGCGAAGUAGGACAUGAGAUUCAAAAAUGUGAGAGAUUCAGGGCUCUGGUCCAAAACAUGAUGGAUAACAAAGAGAUGAGGUUUUAUGAAGAGGUGGAGGGUAAAAGAAAUAUUUGCUCAUCAGAGUCAGCAACGAAGACUCCGGAAAUGAAUCAUCUUGUGGUCAUCAUUUCAUGCCCUUGGAGCAAUGAGUCUAGGGUUCAGAUAACACCAAAAAUUGUAAUCCAAAAACCAUCAAAUUUCUCAUAUAAGGAUAGCAAAAUGGUGCCGUGGAAUUAUGGGUGCAAUGUGAUAAUCUUGGGAAGAGAAGCGGAGAGAAAUCAGGAAAUAGGUUCUUACACGCGUAAUGGGAAACGAUAUGACGCUCAAGCAAAAUCGUCAAGGGAAGAGAAUUGGAAGAAAGAACAGAGGAAAGGGAAGGCAGUGGAAGUUGAGCCAUUGGUUAAUGAACCAAUAAAAGAAGAGGAGGCAAAGGAGUUUUUGAAGUUUUUGAAACACAUCGAAUACAGUGUUGUGGAGCAGCUGCGUAAAUAG
Messenger RNA from Gossypium raimondii (Peruvian cotton), 2022 nucleotides. RefSeq lists its product as uncharacterized. NCBI's taxonomy places the organism in Eukaryota, Viridiplantae, Streptophyta, Magnoliopsida, Malvales, Malvaceae. The record is from RefSeq and is a predicted model, not a curated record. Bases 1 to 2022 code for a protein of 673 amino acids. The transcript is spliced from 2 exons.